This is a messenger RNA of Porites lobata, 3742 nucleotides long. The record is from the annotation of a GenBank genome assembly. Lineage: Eukaryota; Metazoa; Cnidaria; Anthozoa; Scleractinia; Poritidae.
AUGAAAAGAGCUCGUGUAAGCGUCUCAGCGAUUGUCCUCAAGGAGUCUAAAAUCAUGGGAGAUGAAGACGGUAGAAAGGUCUUUGUAGGUAAUUUGAGCUAUGACACAAGAGAUGAGGACUUGAAAAGCCACUUUGAAAGUGUUGCCGGACACGGAGAAGUUGAAAGUGGUGAGUAAAGUCGAUUGGACUGUCGAUAUUAGGCCCUCGAGACAAUGCCGUGCAAACUCGCUGUUGAACGACUAGGAAAUGUCAGUUUUGUUCAUUAAAAACCUAUGUGGAGCACCCUGGAUUUCACAGGCUCAAAGUAGUUGGCUCCCUAAAAGUUUUUGUCAGAGCGCAACCUUGUACAUGUAUUCACUCAGGGGAGAGAGUUACGAAUUUCAUUGCUCCAUCAUGAUGUCAAAAUCAGUCAACUGGCGUACAAAUGUCGUUGGCAGAUCAGAAGAAUUCAUUCCACUUGCAUUUGGUUACAAUGUCUUGAAAUAAUGGUACCUUAUAAUUGAAUUUCUUUUCAGCGAUGUUUUGGUCGCAAAGUGGGAAUCUUUAAAAUAGUUAACUCUGAUUUAAUAGCUGUGGUUGUUGCAGCAAGCCCCAUAGCGAGAAGCACACUAAUCUUUGGGUCUCCUUCGGUUCCUUGGGUGUCCUGUCGCUAUCUUGAGGGUAGCAAAGGGGGAUCAUGCAGGGCUGUCAUGUGGGGCUGUAACCUGUAACACCUGUUACGGCUGAGCUCAGUCGAUGUUACGGGUGAUGGUUGCUGCGUUCAAAGACCAAGACAAAUCAAAAUUUAUUAGUAAACAAUACCUUCUAAAAUAAAUAUGAUUGUUACCUUUUGUCUUCUGUGUCCUAGAUUUUAAGACUGCUAAGAUGUGUUUCAUUUCAAACCAAACCUUUUCCUUUCAAAAACCUUUGGAUAAAAUUUCGAAUCUAUCGUUGCUUUUCCAGAUGCCAUUUUCAUUGGCAAACCUCAUUAAGCAAUGGGUAGUGCUGACUUUAAAUUGGAUUCUGCUGAGUGACUUUCGCGGUACCAUGUUGCGUGCUUCUUACAUGACCAAUUCCACAUGUAUAGUUCGUCUUUAAUCAUGGUUUUGCCGUGGAUAAUAAAAGAAAGGAUCCCGCUUCAAGGCAACCUGGAAUCAACAGUUUUUUUUUUCAAGUCUCAACAGACAGAAGAAAAUGGAGGAGCUGAUAAAGCAGCCUGCCCCAGAGUGCAGAAAAAUGCAUUUUCUGGUUGGGGGAGGGAGGGGGGGUGCAUGCCCCUAGACCUACCUUUAGGGCCUUUUGUUACAUGUCAUUCGGCCAUGUUUUAAAAUGCCACAGCUGAAAUCGUUCAUGUUAUGCCUGUUUCAAAACCUAAUAACAGCCCUGUCAUGGUCUGGUUUCAAGUACAAAUUUUGACAAAUUUCACAUAUCACGUGGGUUAUAAACCAAUUUUCACGAGUCACGAAUCUCAACUGUUAAUCAAACAGGCUAAGAAGCAAAACACAGUCAUCAUAGAUACCCCAAUUCGCAUUUUAUUUGACGAUCGCAUUUUCUCCCUGCUUCUCCUCUCAUUAGAAUGUAGGUGGGGCGAUCUUAAAGGGUGUCAAUGAGCAGUUGUGGAUGUGGGAAACUUGUGUUUCCAGGCAUCUUGCAUUCAAAUUGAAAACAGAUCAAUGCCCUUGAUGUGAUUUCUCUUUACCCGCAAUUCACUCAGUUAAAGGAGCUAUGUCACCCCACACGCAUGCGCGAGCCAAUGAAAACAAACUUGAAAAAGUCGGGCUGUCUUUUUCAAGUUCUGUCGGAGAUUUUGGAAGGCUGUUUUUAUCUGUCUAAAUCUCAGCCAUCGUUCGAUAGUUAGCGAAGUUUUGUAUUAAGAAUCGUUCUAUGGUGAUUACAGAAUAAUUUUUUGGCGUUAUUUUGAAAUUGUUUGCCUGUGGAAUGUUUUUGGGUGGAUUUACUGUGUCCUCUUAUCAGCGGCCGUUGUAAUAGGGAACUUAAGAUAGAGACGUUUUCGGGGCAACAGCAACUUCAACCGGACAUGACGUCAUGAUUUGGCAAUAUUGCGCAUGCUCUUGUUUACCACCUUGCCGUCGUGGUCCCGUCGGCGACGUGAAACUAGUGGGUUUGGCAUUGUGGCGAAAACGUGAGUAUCUAACUUUCAUUUCACUCAGGUUUGUUGCGUUUAGCAACCAGAAUUUUAUAGUUUAUCGUUCUUAAAUUGUCCUUGUUUUCUUUGAGUCACAUUUCAAGCUUGAUUUCCAAGGUCUGUUAUCUAAACUUACAUCUUUUAUAAUGUUUCAUGUCACAGAGUCAAAGAGAAUCUAUCCAACAUGGCAAACAGCAAACCGUAAGUGAGCUUUACAUGGACAAAAUAAUUUUGUCCAAUUAUUGUCCUACGAGCCAAAUAAUAGUAGUCAAAAGAAAUAUGAAAACUGAUAUUUUAAUUGCGUGUUCUUAGCUCUUUUUUUUCGUUUGUGUAUCGUAUAAAAUCAUGAAACAUUGAAAAUUAUUUAGACUGGAACACAAAUGUAAACGUAAGCGUAAUGCUAACAUGGGAAUACUGAAAUAGAGUUGUUGUUGUUGCAUGCAAGUAUUUCCCGGGAAUUAUUCCGAUACCAAACUUAGAAUUUCUUUGUCAAAGAGGUAACAAAACGCAUUUUAGUUCUUUAGCACUUGUCUCUGGUAGACUGGUAGAAAAGCUCCCAAAAGAAAUAUCCUUGGAAACUGAAUUAAUUCCAAGUGUCUCGCCAAAGUUUGCUGAGUAAAAGCCUCUCAUCACCAGCGGAUACUUCGAAUUCAAUUUUUUUAAACCUUUUUCUUUUUUAACAGUGCUCCCUCUUUUACAGAAUUUGAAAGAAUUUGAUUUAGUCUAUCCUGUAAACCAAAAUGUGACUGGGUCAUUUCCUUUACACCCUGAAACUAGGAAUUUAGCUUGUAUGUUAAUUUUUUUUAGAAAAUUUUUUGGAACCUUUUGAACACUUGUUUGCCAGAGUUUCAUUUUUUCUGUAACUAGAAAGAUAGGAAUGAGCCAGCCAGAUCUGUUCUCCACCUCUAACUUAUUUGUCUUGUCUGUUAAUCCAUGUUUGUUGGCCUAGAUUGAUUAUGGAGUGGACCCCACAACAUGACAGAGCCCUUCUAGAUGAAAUGUCUGUUAGUGAGGUGUUCCAGUAUAAAAAGGGGACACCAGAAAGAGAUCAAGUUUGGGACUCCAUCGCUGCAAAUCUCAAUGCUGUGGAAUACCCAAAAUUUAAGGUCCUCAAGAGGUCAUGUAGAGACCGCUGGACUCUGUUGCGUGGGAAAUACCAGAAAAAAAUGACAAACGCAAUCAAAGCAUCCGGCAUUGAUGUGGAGGUGAAUGAAAUGGACACCAUAAUUGAAGAGCUUAUUGGGAAAGAAGAUGCUGCUGUUAGAACUGGUGGCAAAGACAAGAAAAAGGUUGAAGAAGAAAAGAAGGCUGCAGAACAAAUUCAAAAAAAGGCCAUGGAACGUUUGGGAGAAAGUAGCAAAAGAUGUGGGGCAGAUGGGGAGGUGGAAGUGAAAAAGAAAAAGAGAAAGAGUAGUAGCGAAGCUGUGGAGUUUCUCAGAGAAAAAGCAAAGUUAGACCAUUCUCUCAGAGAGGAAGAACUUCAGCUUAGGAAAGACCAGCAAAGCCAGACUCUGGUGCUGUUGCAGCAGCAACAACAAAUGAAUCAAGUUUUACUUUCUCUGAUUGAAAAAAUGGUGAAAAAAAGGGUUCUCAAUAGAUUUUUAAGUAGGAGGUGA